AACUAAUUCCAGGCCAGCUCUUCUCAUCCUUUCUUCGCAUAUUUACUCACUCACUUACUCCUCGUGCUUCUCACGUAUUAGGGUUUCUCUCUCUCUCUCUCUCCCUCAAACUUCAUCUUCUCUCUUUGCUUCCAGUUUUCAAAUAUCGAAACUUGAAUCUCGCAUUUGCUGAUAUCUUCAACUCAUCUGCAUCUCCAUUUCCGAUUCCAGCUCAAAUUCGCCAUACAAUAUCUGGGAUUGGUGAAGGAACAGGAGUUGGUGAGUUAUGGCGCUGAAAGUUCCAGCUCCAAAAGCUGCCGAGAUUGCAAUUGGAUCAAUAGGGCGAGGAUACGACAUCUCAAUUGAUCUAAGGCUCAAGUACUGUAAAGGGGACUCAACUAAAUCUUGUUUAAUUGAGGUUGAUCAAGAUGAAGGACGUCAGAUCGUUUUGCCCGGUGGAAUUACAAUCCCAAAUGUAUCUAAAUCGAUCAAAUGCGACAAGGGAGAACGAACCCGAUUUAGGUCCGAUGUUCUAUCUUUUCAGCAGAUGUCGGAACAGUUCAACCAGGAAAUAUCUUUAACUGGGAAAAUUCCUUCAGGCCUCUUCAAUGCCAUGUUUGAUUUCUCAGGAUGUUGGCAGAAAGAUGCAGCCAACACUAAGACCCUAGCUUUUGAUGGAGUGUUUAUUACACUCUACACUGUUGCAUUGGAGAAGUCUCAGAUGGUACUACGUGAUCACGUUAGGAAAGCUGUCCCACCAUCAUGGGAACCUGCUGCAUUAGCAAGGUUUAUUGACACAUUUGGCACUCACAUUAUUGUUGGAGUGAAGAUGGGAGGGAAGGAUGCUAUAUACAUGAAGCAACAGCACUCAUCAACUCUUCAGCCAGCUGAUGUGCAAAAAAAAUUAAAAGAUAUUGCUGAUAAAAGAUUUUUAGAUGCCAAUGGCCACUAUGGUACGUCUUCUCAACAAGUAUACAAGAAUGACAAGUCAGAAACCAGGGAGCAGCGCCUGCGGUUUGCAGAGGCUAGUCCAUCAAGCUCUUAUUCACACAAGGAGGAUAUUGUGACCAUUUGCAAAAGGAGAGGUGGAACUGAUGGUAGAUCCUUAUCUCAUAAUGAAUGGCUACAAACUGUUCAGUUGGAACCAGAUGUGAUAUCAAUGUCAUUUAUCCCCAUUACCUCUCUGUUGAAUGGAGUCCCAGGGAGUGGAUUUUUGAGCCAUGCCAUAAAUCUUUAUUUACGUUAUAAACCACCAAUUGAAGAGCUCCAUCAAUUUUUGGAGUUUCAGCUACCAAGACAGUGGGCACCAGUGUUCAGUGAACUACCCCUUGGUCCACAAAGAAAGCAACAGAGCAAUGUAUCUCUACAGUUUAGUUUCAUGGGUCCCAAGCUUUAUGUGAACACUAUUCCGGUUGACGUGGGUAAGAGGCCAGUGACUGGUCUUCGGCUAUAUCUAGAAGGUAAGAGAAGCAACCGCUUAGCCAUCCAUUUACAACACCUCUCUUCUCUCCCCAAAGUCUUUCAACUUCAAGAUGAUCCAGAUGGCAACUUCCAUCGUGAAUCCUAUGAUCGUAAAUACUAUGAAAAAGUACAAUGGAAGAACUUCUCUCACGUUUGCACUGCUCCUGUGGAAUCUGAUGAGGAUCUUUCUAUAGUCACAGGAGCCUUGUUACAGGUUGAGAAUUAUGGUAUCAAGAAUAUCCUAUUCUUGAGACUUCGCUUCUCCAGAGUUUCAGGAGCGACAGUUGUAAAGCAUCCCGAGUGGGAUGGAUCACCAGGGCUUGGAGCCAAGUCUGGAUUAAUAUCGACACUAAUCAGCCAUCACUUUACAACAGUUCAUAAGCCACCUCCAAGGCCAGCAGAGGUGAACAUAAACUCUGCUGUCUACCCGGGAGGUCCCCCUGUCCCUGUCCAAGCACCUAAGCUCCUGAAAUUCGUGGACACCACAGAAAUGACAAGAGGACCACAGGACAAUCCAGGGUAUUGGGUUGUUUCCGGGGCAAGACUCGUUAUUGAAAAGGGCAGGAUUUCACUACGCGUCAAGUAUUCUUUGCUGACUGUAGUCGUACCUGAUGAGGAAGUGUUAGAAGAUCAUUAACUCUUCUAAGGAAUGAUUUUGACUUCUAAUCCAUCCAAGGAGACAAGAGAAAGAAAGUGGAGGAAACAAGGACAGUUAGAGAUGAUUUUCCUAAUUCUGACAAUGUAGAUUCCUCGCUGCUUGUCAAAUGUGAGAAGUUAUCGAUGAAGUUAGUGGGAAAUGGGUGGUGGGGUGGGAUUAUUGAAUGGAGGCUAGUAUAGAACGAAAGAAGUGAAAAUAGGACACAAAAAAUUGGUUUCCCCCAUUACUUGUAAACAUGCAAUUUGGGGAUGUGAAUGAAAUGGAAAUGGGAUGAUAAAUUGAAGGAAUUGGGCCCGAAUGAGGUAGCUAGGCUAUGCUACACAACUGAAUCAAAAUUCUUUUGUCUUUGGAAUAUUUUCCUAAUCUCUAAUUGAACAGAUAAUAAAAUAAAUACUGUACUGGUGUUGAAUUAAAAUA
Humulus lupulus (European hop) is the source of this 2515-nucleotide messenger RNA. RefSeq names its product MACPF domain-containing protein At4g24290. The record is from RefSeq and is a predicted model, not a curated record. The transcript is spliced from 8 exons. Gene Ontology annotation, biological process: plant-type hypersensitive response; regulation of salicylic acid mediated signaling pathway. Gene Ontology annotation, cellular component: plasma membrane. NCBI's taxonomy places the organism in Eukaryota, Viridiplantae, Streptophyta, Magnoliopsida, Rosales, Cannabaceae. The coding region runs from base 266 to 2077 and encodes 603 amino acids.